This is a messenger RNA of Mycena citricolor, 1486 nucleotides long. The record is from the annotation of a GenBank genome assembly. Lineage: Eukaryota; Fungi; Basidiomycota; Agaricomycetes; Agaricales; Mycenaceae.
GCGGUCACCCCUUACUGCGUCCCGACUGUGCCUGUUCUCUACCACUCUCAAAUUGAUUAGGACCGCCUUACUUCCGAAUCAUCGAGGUGCUGGUCGAGCAAACAAUCAGCCUCCUUUCCAUCAUCGACAUCUCACUGGCAGUCUAGCGACCAACUCGCGAUGAACUGAUUUGAAAUUCGGACGCCACAGGAUGCACGAUCCCUUGAUGCGGCGAGCGAUUGCCUGCUAUUUUGAACCAUGCUGAGCCUGCGUGGGAGACAGCGCCUGAGAACGAUCUUCUGAUUCUUCCGCAUCCGACAACGAGUGUGGUUUCAAUGCGCAGAUCGAAAUCGAUUAGAUGGAUUUGCAACCCUCCAGCGGAGUCCACCCAUUAUCACACCCGUGGGCUGUGCCUACUCGUUGACGUGUGUCAGUGUCCACACCUUGUUCUUUCCUCUGCUUUGCUUUGCUGCACACGCCGCUCGUUAUGCUCUACCACCCGUUCCUCUUCUCAUGUGUGGACGAUGAAUAGAUGCAACGCGUUCAUUCUAUGCACCCAUGUCAUCCAGACCAAGACGACGAAGGCUAAGAAGACUGGGGACGAAAACACCAUUCUCAUCAAAAUACGAUCCUGAGACUGUGGUCACUCCCUCUUUGGAGCAAGAGCCUUUGCCAACCCUGCUGCUAAGGCUACAGCGGGGGCGUACCAAGGGAUACUCACUAUAAUCCGACAACGAAACGGAGUUCUUUUCGAAGACAGCUUCGAUGAAGAAUUUGAGAAGAUGCCACUCUUCUUCGACGAGAUGGGCGACCCGCCGCCCAUCAAGAUCUCCGUCGGUCCUUCUGCUGCUUCAGCACGCAUCUGCAACCCCAAAACACAAGGGGAUUCAAUGAAGCCCUCCCGAAUCGCAUCCCGGCUUUCUCGAGCGUGUUGUAGAUUCGCUUACAUUAUUAACGCAUUUGAAGUACGCGCACUGCGACAGGGAUUAUGUAUUCAUCUUCAACCUUCUCAAGGCAGAAUGGGGAAUCUUCACGUGGAUGCUUCUGGCUUUGACCGGCAUAGAUGAAGCCUGAUUUCUCUUGGCUCCAUCUUCUGGCUCAAUUCGUUGUCAUUCGGUGCUGUUGCUGUCGGCAGCAUCUCGUUUGCGCCGGGCAACGUGUGUGUGCUGUGGCUUCAGCUCUGUUACGCAUGGGUGGACUUGGACACCUUCUCUGCCGAACAGAACCCACCAAUUACAAUCUCAUGUUCAUUGCAAUCUCUGCUCGCACUCUAACGCUGCAUAUGAUUCCGACAGCGGUUAUCUUCAGUUGCUUUUUCGUGGGCAUGUUGAUGGGCUUGUAUUGGCUGUCAUGGCUAGCUGCUAUCUUAGGCAUUCGAUCAGUUGGGCUCCUACCGCGGCUCUCUGCCCAAGAUUCCCGAUGAUUCGCACAAGGAGAAAGUGGAGGCGCAGUCAAUCUGUUGUAUCUCCGCUACGUCUAUAGAUUCUACGAACAUACGUACAUCAAU